AUGUUAGGGGCAUUUAUGAUAGGGGCAUUUAUGGUAGGGUCAUUUAUGGUAAGGGCCAUUUAUGAUAUGGGCAUUUAUGAUAGGGGCAUUUAUGAUAAGGGCAAUCAUGGGAAGGGCAUUUAUACUAGGGCUAUUUCUGAUAUGGGCGCAUAUGAUGGUGGCAUUUAUGAUAGGGGUAUUCAAAGCAAGGGCAUUUUUGGUAGAGCAUUUACAAAAAGAGCAUUAAUGAUAGGGGCAUUUAUGGUAGGGUCAACUAUGGUAAGGGCCAUUUAUGAUAAGGGCAUUUAUGAUAGGGGCAUUUAUGGUAGGUGCAUGUAUGAUAUGGGCAUUUAUGAUAGGAGCAUUUAUGGUAGGUGCAUUUACGAUAAGGGCAUUUAUGAUAGGGGCAUUUAUGGUAUGGUCAUUUAUGAUACAGGCAUUAAUGAUAAGGGCAUUUAUGAUAGGGGCAUUUAUGGUAGGGGCAAUCAUGGUAAGGGCAUUUAUACUAGGGCUAUUUAA
This is a messenger RNA of Sphaeroforma arctica JP610, 498 nucleotides long. RefSeq lists its product as hypothetical. NCBI's taxonomy places the organism in Eukaryota, Ichthyosporea, Ichthyophonida. The record is from RefSeq and is a predicted model, not a curated record. Bases 1 to 498 code for a protein of 165 amino acids. The transcript has a single exon.